AUGCCCCCAAAAGCGCCCUCGCUUGCGCUCCUGCAAGUUUUCUCUCCAGCACUACGACACGACUUCCUCGUUCCCCAAUCCAUAUCACCACAAUGCGUCCGAACAAUACGCAACACCGCGGCGCGGGUACGAAAGAAGGCCGAACACAUUGGGUGGAUGCCACGGGAGAAGUACGCCAAAAUUACCAGUCUUGACAAGCUGCAUCGAAGACAGCGCGACCAAAGGGUACAGCAGCGCCUCGAUUCCCAGCAGCGCGCCACGGGCAUGAUCUUUGCGCCCACGCCGAUCGCACGCAGUCCGAUGUCCACUGCUGCCGCUCCCGUGCCGGAGUCACCAACGGCCGCACCAGCAGCAGACGCCCUGUUCUCAUCCACGUCUACAUCCACACCCGCGCCCACACCGACGCCAACACCCACCAGCCCGGAAACCACCGCACCCUUCCAACCAAACCCCGGCCCCACCCCAACAACCCUCCCCUUCAAACUCCCCUACCUAAUCACCCGCACCAAAUCCCUCAACCUCCCCGUCUACGAACAAACCAAAGGCGGCGGCACGUCCCAACUCACCAUCAUCCGCAAAAUCACCGGCGACAUCCCUACCUUCCAGCGCCACAUCCACCAGGCCCUGUUCCCAAGCGAGAGCGAGGAUUUCAAGGACAAGCGGGGACGGAAGAAGAAGUGGGUGAGCUUGAACGAGAAUACGGGGCACGUGGUGGUUCGGGGCUGGAGGGGGGCGGAGGUUAAGCGGUGGUUAGAGCUUGGUGGGUUUUAA
Cyphellophora attinorum is the source of this 771-nucleotide messenger RNA. RefSeq lists its product as uncharacterized. Gene Ontology annotation, molecular function: structural constituent of ribosome. The coding region runs from base 1 to 771 and encodes 256 amino acids. Gene Ontology annotation, cellular component: ribosome; mitochondrial large ribosomal subunit. The record is from RefSeq and is a predicted model, not a curated record. The transcript is spliced from 2 exons. Gene Ontology annotation, biological process: translation. NCBI's taxonomy places the organism in Eukaryota, Fungi, Ascomycota, Eurotiomycetes, Chaetothyriales, Cyphellophoraceae.